GGCACCGCUGGGUUUUGUUUACCUAGCAACAGGCGGACAGUAGUGUAGCCAGAAUGUCAGCGAAAAUAUCGAAUCUGCAGAUAAAACAACGAUCAUGACGGUAGAUUUAAACGGGUAAAAUGAAGUUUUAGUUUGCUUUUUCUGGUAGGUCUUGACUGUGAGCCGGAGAGACGACACAGCUGACGGGGUCGAGACUUUAUUAGUGUAAGGAUGUCUCUGCAGGAGUGCCCUGGUCCCUCCGACCAGGAGGGGCUUUUCUACUCGCAGAGCAGAGCUGCUUACCUGGCUGUGUUCAGGUCCAGUUUAACCAACAUCACCUCCAAACAGCAGUUAUGUCGCGUUCUCCAGCAGGCUGGCAGAAAUCCAUCCUAUGCUACUCUCAAUAAAUAUUGGACUCCUAAAACAUCUAAACUGAACUUUGAUGACUUCUGUGAGAUUCUUAAGUCUGAGAGGAAAACUGAGGAAGAUGAGCUGAUGAGAGCUUUCAAAAAGAUGGAUGUGAACGGGGAUGGUUACAUUACACACAGCGUGCUGGAGAAGGCUCUAUCUACUAGUGGAGAGAAAAUGACAGCGGAGGAGGUGAAUGCUAUCUUCUCAUUGGCUGACAUCAACAAGGAUGGCAAACUGGACUAUGCAGAGUUUUGCAGGUUGUUUGUGAAUACGGUGGAGCAGUGUCUGCAGGCUGCUCUGGAGAAGCUUGAGGCUGACGACAGGCUGAAGAGACAGAACUUUGGCAGUCAGUCGUACAGCUCUCCUAAGAGCUUGGCGCUUCAAGCGUCCGCAGCCGCGCCGCCACAAGUGGCAGCAGCUCACCGGCCAGAGUCUGACUCCACACUUAAAAAAGACAGCCGAUCCUCUUCCCGUCCUCCCUCUGCUCGCAGCAGGCGGUCGUCCCUGUCAAACUCUGUCACAAUGACAUCCAGCAGCUCUAAGACCAACAAAAUGCUGGAGCCACCAGGUCUACGGGAGUGGCAUCACUGCUAUAUGAAAGGCUGUCUCUUUGUAGAGGAGGACGGGAGUAUCAGCUCUCUGCAGUACCAGCUCCACGUUCCCCAGACCACCGCCGUCUACCUCACCAUCCAACCACUGAGUCUCAGGCCGGACAAGUCUUCCUCAUGGAUGACGGUGGACACGGCUCUUUUUGUCAUGUCAGCUGGUGAAACCAAAGAGGACACAACUUUAGUGUGUUUCACUGAAUCUAAAGACAAGGAGAAGUAUGUUUGGAAGGGAGAACUCAAUGCUGGGACGUACCACUUGCUUCCCUUCACCAGUGGCUGCAGAUUAAAGAAACAAGGCAAAAAGAGCCCGUUAAGUAAACCGAUAGAACUGGUCUACAGGACGGACACUGCAGAACUAGACCUCACCACGGACCUAAGGGAGGUGCUAUCUGACAUAUUUGAGAUGAUAGACCUGGAUGGAAAUGGUUUGCUCAGCCUGGAAGAAUACAACUUCUUCGAACUGAGAACCAGUGGAGAGAAGUGUGACAAGGAUGCCUGGGCUGUCUGCAAAGAAAACUUUGACAUGAGAAAGAACCAGCUUACACGACAGGGUUUUAUGGAGCUGAAUCUGAUGGAGGCCACGGAGAAAGAUGGAGACCCUGCAGACCUGUGGGUAACACUGGAAUCCAUGGGCUACAACCGCAUGCUGGAGCUAUCGGAGGCGUGUCCAUUUCAGAUAGAUGUGUACGGUGAAGGAUCUCAGCUGUCCAUGCAGCCAGUCAAUUUGGACUCGGGACCCAAGCUUCUAAACCAGGCCCUCCAGAAGUCCAUCAUAGCAAAUAGAGGAGCCAAGGCGCUGAGGGGGCAGGACAAUGUCUUCAUCUACACAUACAAAGGAGAGCACAGGAUUUCAUCCCUCAUAGCCAACAAGACCAAUCAGAAAGUGACUGUUCAUGUAAACAAUGAGCAAAGCAGGAACUGCAGCAGCAGCAGAGGCAUGACCAUGUUCGCUGUAGAAGUGCCGGCCAGGACUAAGAUGGUGUGUCAACAUGUGCUACCCAUUACUGAGAAACAGGACUGGAUUUAUAACUGUGUGGAGAGCAUACUUCCCCCCAUCUAGAACUCUACCUGCAAACAACAGUUGUAUGUUCUACGAAGCGCUUUAAAGCCGACUCCUCCCACUGAGCCUCGCCCCACCUGAACGACUUCAUCAGGUCCUUCUGCAGAAUCUCUAUAACCUGUUACAACCACACAAUAUGCUGUUAAUAAAGGAUACACCUACUGUUCUCAAACAGUUUUAUAUAUCCUCAAUUACUGCGUUUUACUGUAUUUACUGAUUUGUUUUUUGUUGAAUGCGUCUUUGGCGCUGAAUGUUUGAUGGUUUAAACACCUGUAUGACACAGAUGUUCAAACGAUAGUUUAAUCCUAUUUUUGUGUCGCAAUGCAAACUUUCUAUAUGCCCAAAUCUUUAUACUCUUUAUUCUAACAUUUAAUUUUCAUUUAAUGGAUAUAACAUAUUUCAACCAAUAAUGAUAAUCACAGACUUUCCUAGAUUAACAACUGUUUACAAUUUUAGCUGCAAUUUAAUCAAGCAACAUCUUGUUUCCGUAGAAAAUCACGUGGAAUGUCUCCUAAAUGUGUUUCAUGUUUAUCAUUAGGUUUACAGCAUUUGAUCACUUUUACACAGAUUGUAUCCAGUUGCAGAAAGGAGAACAAGAUUUGUAGAUACACAAGAAGUAAUCAAGAUGAUAAA
Cololabis saira (Pacific saury) is the source of this 2691-nucleotide messenger RNA. It is a transcript of the gene efcab7, whose product is annotated as EF-hand calcium binding domain 7. The transcript has 14 exons. The coding region runs from base 211 to 2058 and encodes 615 amino acids. The record is from RefSeq and is a predicted model, not a curated record. Gene Ontology annotation, molecular function: calcium ion binding. NCBI's taxonomy places the organism in Eukaryota, Metazoa, Chordata, Actinopteri, Beloniformes, Belonidae.